Messenger RNA from Guillardia theta CCMP2712, 228 nucleotides. RefSeq lists its product as hypothetical. NCBI's taxonomy places the organism in Eukaryota, Cryptophyceae, Pyrenomonadales, Geminigeraceae. Bases 1 to 228 code for a protein of 75 amino acids. The record is from RefSeq and is a predicted model, not a curated record. The transcript is spliced from 4 exons.
AUGAAGAUGAUAGCGAAGACUAAUACUUUGUUGAUCAUGAUGUUUGAGAUUUUGCAGCGUGCGAAGAGAGCGCCUGAACUUCCUCUUGCGGUGCGGGAGUGCAUGCACAACAUGCAAGUCGGAUCUGUUCCUGUCUCGACUGCGCAGAACCUGUGCAGCACUGACGGGUCGACCUACAUGACCCCUACGUCAGAGAACGACAGGAUGGGACUGUACGGAUACGAUUAG